AUGUUUGACUUAAAUGAAUGCGAAGAAUCUGUGUUACUGGCAGAAUUCAAAUUAUGGAAAAGACGUUUAGAAAGUAUUAAAUCAUCAAAUACACCAAGAAAUGCCAUGGAAGCAAUAGUUUUAUGCAAUAGCCAAAUUUAUCCAAAUGUAUUUAAACUCUUACAGAUUUUUGCAACUUUACCAGUAUCAACUGCAUCUAAUGAGAGGUCGUUUUCUAAUUUGAAAAGAAUAAAGACAUACUUGCGAAACACAAUGUCACAAGGGCGGUUUAAUGGUUUGGCUAUGCUAGCCAUUAACAUAGAAGUUUGCAUUGAUACCAGUGAAGUAAUUGAUAAUCUAAGUAAAAAGAAGAGACGCUUAGAUCUUAUAUUAUAAAUUUAGUUUUAAAGUUCAAAAAUUGUUAAUUUUACUAUAAUCUUUAAAAUAUAAAAAUAUAAGAAAUAAAGAUCAUGAAAUAUUAAAAUAGA
Molecule: messenger RNA, 467 nt
Organism: Daktulosphaira vitifoliae (grape phylloxera)
Lineage: Eukaryota; Metazoa; Arthropoda; Insecta; Hemiptera; Phylloxeridae
Product: 52 kDa repressor of the inhibitor of the protein kinase-like
Exons: 2
Coding region: 1-375 (124 amino acids)
Molecular function (GO): protein dimerization activity
Source: RefSeq, a predicted model, not a curated record